Messenger RNA from Suillus clintonianus, 465 nucleotides. RefSeq names its product RNA-binding domain-containing protein. The record is from RefSeq and is a predicted model, not a curated record. Gene Ontology annotation, molecular function: RNA binding. NCBI's taxonomy places the organism in Eukaryota, Fungi, Basidiomycota, Agaricomycetes, Boletales, Suillaceae. The transcript is spliced from 5 exons. Bases 1 to 465 code for a protein of 154 amino acids.
AUGGAAGAAGGAACCAAGGGUAAGAAGACCAUUUUCAUUGGGGGUAUCGGGGAUGACGUCGAUGAGACGGUAAUUUUCGAGCAUUUUUCGCCUUUCGGUGACAUCAUUGAAGUACAGCUACCUCCAGCACCAACCAAUCCAUCACGGCCGACAGAAUUCAAACAUCGUGGUUUCGCAUUUGUGACAUAUUCUUCACCUACAGAUGCUCAGGAUGCAAUCGACAACAUGGAUCUCAAUGAGUUACAGGGCAAGGUUUUGAAAGUGAACCAAGCCAAGCCUAUGAAGGGCUUACAGCCGCCAGAUGGGAAUAGAGCUAUCUGGGAAUCAGAAGAGUGGCUGCAACGACACGCGAAGCCAUUAGCACAAAGUGGAGGUGUGCAAGGCCGCACGGCCCAACGAGGCCCUUCUGUAGAAAAAGGCGAAGAACAAGCCAACGACGAAGACGCGGAUGCAAUGGAAGAGUAA